AUGAAGUUCUCCAUGGUCCUUGUGCCCAUCCUCGCUGGAUUCGGCCUGGCGGGAGUUGUGCGUCAGAGAGAAGAAUCUGCUGCAAACGCGGCCGACGUUGCGGAUGCUGCCAGUGCUGCCAAUGCUGCGGACAGUGUCAACGCAGCCGAUGUUACAAACAGUAUCGAGGCUGCUACUGAUGCGGAAGUAUGCUGCAACACAACUCCCUGUUUCAUUGGAUGCCCAGUCAAUGGAGUGUUUGUGCUCUGCUGUUAA
Molecule: messenger RNA, 255 nt
Organism: Aspergillus welwitschiae
Lineage: Eukaryota; Fungi; Ascomycota; Eurotiomycetes; Eurotiales; Aspergillaceae
Exons: 2
Coding region: 1-255 (84 amino acids)
Source: RefSeq, a predicted model, not a curated record